CUCAGACGAACAGAGAAGCAAACGAAAGAAAAACCCCGAACCACCAUAUCAGGCAACAAAGUCUUUCCACAACUCUCCCCAAAUUGACUGCAAAGACGAAGCAAUAUCUCGGCAUCACCAUGGAUUCAUCUCGCUCCAUCAACGUCCUCAGUUGUCGCGAAUCUCAAUACUGCCUCGAUGACCACAUCUUCGUUGCCUACCUCAAAGAGAAAUUCGAUCCAACCUUCGAGUUCAACCUCAGCUUCUCCAACGACCGCUGGAAGUUUGAGCUGCCUAGAGGAGAGUUGACAAAAGAAGAGAAGACGUAAUCACCACACUACCUUCUUCAUCCCCAUCCCAAACAUAAUAGAGUUAGUCCCCUAUUACAUGGUAGUAUGUUCUAACUUGAGCGAUUCUCCAUAGCGAGUUGGUUAGGGAAUUGGCCAAAAGGUGCAAAAAGCCAGAUGCAUAAGGAAUGCGAAAAGCCGUCUCGAUGCCAGAAUAGCCACAGCAAAAUUCCUGGGUAACCGGGGUUCUGGGCUGCAAAAAAUGAGCGGAUAGGAGGGCACGGGGCUUUUUUUUUCUCUCUCUCUUGACGUUGGAUAGUGGUUGUGGCUGAGUGGCUUGGGCUAUGUCUGCAGCACCUCAGCUGAUCCCGUAGGCACAACAUGGAUAUUUAGUGCUCCCACGCGGUUUGGGUUGUCUCGCUCUGGUUUUCUUGUUACCUACAGUCAAUGCAACUCGUUUAUGGAAAGCCACAAGUGCAAUUUACCUACUUACCUAGGCUUGCUAGGUAGUUGGGAACUUUUGGUGGUCGGGAGGGGGACGGUUCGCAUAAUGUACAUCAUUAAUACCUACCUAGGUACCUGGA
Molecule: messenger RNA, 850 nt
Organism: Pyricularia oryzae 70-15
Lineage: Eukaryota; Fungi; Ascomycota; Sordariomycetes; Magnaporthales; Pyriculariaceae
Exons: 3
Coding region: 120-308 (62 amino acids)
Source: RefSeq, a predicted model, not a curated record